This is a messenger RNA of Morone saxatilis (striped sea-bass), 464 nucleotides long. RefSeq names its product A disintegrin and metalloproteinase with thrombospondin motifs 2-like. The record is from RefSeq and is a predicted model, not a curated record. Gene Ontology annotation, molecular function: metallopeptidase activity. Lineage: Eukaryota; Metazoa; Chordata; Actinopteri; Moronidae.
AUUCUCUCCAUCAGGUUCUGUCAGAGUUCAGUGUCAUUCGUCCAAUCAGGACCAACCCAGAGGGGCUCUUCCUGUCAGCCUCCGUCUUCACCAACCACCAACCCCGGAUUAAAAGACGCUCUGCAGAGGACACGCCCACCGACACAAGAAGAAACAAAAGACAGGCUCCCACAAACUCAUCACACCAGGCCCCGCCCAUAGAAACAUCACCGUCCAGCUGGAGGGUGCAGGGUUACGCGGCUGAGGAGGUGGAGCUUUUCUACAAUGUGACAGUGUUUGGUCAGGAGCUCCACCUGCGGCUGCGUCCGAACUCUCGUCUCGUCGCCCCCACAGCCACCAUGGAGUGGUGGGAGGAGUCAGGACACAAACACUCUCAGCCAAUAAGAGACACCGGCUGCCUCUACACAGGAGAGGUGUCCAACAUGGAGGACACGGCGGUUGCCAUCAGCAACUGUGAUGGUCUG